GGGGUGGGCUUGCUGCAGUCUCGCCCUUCCCCGUGCGGGGAGGGGAGGGGCGCCAACUCUCGGGAGACCCUGGAGGAAGAGGAAGAGGAGGCGGCCAAGGUCCAGGUCAUAAGGAAAGAAAAUUUUAUGAAGGUUCUCUAAAAAUCUCUAAUCACAGUCGAAACCAUGGUGAUCAUGUCAGAAUUUACCUCAGUCCCCAAUUCAAGUCAGACACAGCAAAGACCCCUCAGGGUUGGAUUUUAUGAUAUUGAAAGAACCUUGGGGAAAGGAAAUUUUGCUGUGGUGAAACUAGCCAGGCAUAGAGUCACCAAAACCCAGGUUGCAAUAAAAAUUAUUGAUAAAGCAAGAUUAGAUCCAAGCAACUUGGAGAAAAUUUAUCGAGAGGUUCAGAUAAUGAAACUUUUAAACCAUCCUCAUAUUAUUAAGCUUUAUCAGGUUAUGGAAACAAAGGAUAUGCUUUACAUUGUCACUGAAUUUGCAAAAAAUGGAGAAAUGUUUGAUUAUUUAACGUCCAAUGGCCAUCUGAGUGAAAAUGAAGCAAGGAAGAAAUUCUGGCAGAUUCUUUCAGCAGUGGAAUACUGCCAUAGCCAUCAUAUAGUUCAUAGGGAUCUCAAAACGGAAAACCUUCUUUUAGAUGCCAGCAUGAAUAUCAAGCUAGCAGAUUUUGGAUUUGGAAAUUUCUAUAAGUCAGGAGAGCCCUUAUCUACUUGGUGUGGAAGUCCCCCAUAUGCUGCCCCAGAAGUUUUUGAAGGGAAGGAAUAUGAAGGGCCCUAUCUUGACAUUUGGAGCCUUGGUGUUGUGUUAUAUGUCCUUGUCUGUGGCUCUCUCCCUUUUGAUGGGCCCAAUUUACCAACUUUAAGACAAAGAGUGUUGGAGGGCCGAUUCCGUAUUCCUUUCUACAUGUCCCAAGACUGUGAAACAUUAAUUCGUCGUAUGCUGGUGGUGGACCCUACCAAACGAAUAACAAUUGCCCAAAUAAAGCACCACAAGUGGAUGCAAGCAGACCCCUCCCUUCAGCAGAAUCCAUCCCUGUCCUUUUCCAUUCAGAAUUACAGCUCUAACCUGGGAGAUUACAAUGAACAGGUGUUAGGGAUUAUGCAGACGCUUGGUAUCAACAGGCAGAGAACAGUGGAGUCAUUGCAAAAUAGUAGUUAUAACCACUUUGCUGCUAUCUAUUACCUCCUCCUGGAACGGCUCAAGGAAUAUAGGAACACUCAGCCAUCUAACUGCUCAGGACUUGGAAGGCUGCAGAGGUCUAGGAGUUCUGACUUCAGCAAUUUUGAGAUGCCUCAGGAAAGCCUCGCUAGUGAUACUUUCAGAUCCUCUUUGCUGUACCAGCAGCCUCAAAAUCUGACUCAAUCAAUGUUACAGGAAGAAAUGGAUUUUGAUAUGAACAACCCACUGCAACCACUCUUGUUCUCGAUGGAGCCUAGCUUCAAUGGUCUAUUCCGCAACUGCUCCAUCUCUCCCAACAAUCUGCUGGAAACCACCAUUAGUGAGGAGGUUAGACAGGAUAAAGACUUUGAAGAGGAAAUCAAGACUCAAAAGUCCAUUCACCUCCCCAGCAAUACCAGCAGGAGACAUACCCUUGCUGAAGUCACCACCCAUUUCUACCAGCGCACCCCUCCAUGUAUAGUCAUUUCUUCUUGUGCUAGCCCAGCAGAGGGAACCAACUCAGACAGUUGCCUCACUUCUUCUUCCAACAUUGAAUCAGAAGGCCUGAGUAGCUGCCUCAAUGACCAAGUGCUGAUGGCUAACUCUGCCACUGUGAAAACCACCUCUCCUUUCCUUGUGGCACAGUCUAACGUCCCAGGCCUGAAGAUAGAGGGAUGUCUAGGAGGAGCUACUCUGUUACCUGUCAGUUUUCAGGAAGGAAGAAGAGCUUCAGAUACCUCACUCACUCAAGGUUUGAAAGCUUUUAGACAGCAACUCCGGAAAAAUACUAGGACAAAAGGAUUUUUAGGACUAAACAAAAUUAAUGGGCUGGCUAGACAAGUGUGUCAGGCCUCAUCAGGCCGAACAACAAGAGGAUGCCUGAGCUCUUCUCAACACUAUCAGCCAAACACUUGUCUAUAUAAUAGUGGAGGAAAAAGCCAGGAAGGUGGGAACCUGCUAGAGGAGGUUCUUCAUCAGCAAAGAUUGUUGCAGCUACAGCAUAAUACAUCAGUCCAUCUGAGCUGUCCUCAGGCUGUACAGCUGCCCUCAGCACAGUAUAUUGUUUCUACCUGUAAUGAAACCUACCAAACACCCAAUUCUCUUCUAACUUCAGAGCUACUGAAAGGGAAUUCUGUAACACACCCUCACCUCUUCAAGGCCAGUGUUUCACCAGUGUCUUCAGCAGCUCAGCUCCUAGAUACUCACUUGUACAUCAAUAGCAACACCUCUCCUGUCAGUACUUCUUUCUCCCAACAGCCAAAUUUUGCCAUGUGGUCUCCAAACUAUGAUCCAACAGUUUUGCAGCAGGGAGACUGUGAAAUGGAAGACCUUACCUCUACCCAGCUGAGGAAAUUUGUCCUGGUUCAAUGAGAGACCUCUGUUAUUUGAUUUUUUUUCCCUAAGAGACUUCUAUUGUCCAAUUGCAUGGGAUGACUGAUUCUUUGAAGCAAUAAUUUUAAAGUAUGUGAAGAAGAUUUCAGACUAAGCCAAUAACUUUAUAGAAAGGAUAAAAGCAAUACAUCAUGUGUUCUUGCUUUAAAUUUUUUUUCUUGCACUGAAUAUAUAGAAGGAUUGAAAACUUCAUUUGAACACAAAAUAACAAAGAAGAAUCCUUACUGGUUUAAUGGAAAAAGGAGAAAAGUGGAUAAGCUGGGGCCAAGAGAAUGAGUGGUACUACAUUUGUCAGACAAUGCUGCUCUGCUGUUGCGCAAAACUUCUAAGGCUGCUGGUAGUGCUGACAUAAAAGGGAGAAGGCCAUUCAAAGGAAAAGAACCAAUUUCUCUCUCUUUCACAAUAUUCAUCAUGGGUUUGUGAAAAUUAUUACCUCUUAAAAGCAGUGGCAUGCAACAGUUGAUGCAUUGAUAUAAGCAUUGCCAUCUGUGUAUAUGUUUGUAUGUGUGUGUUUAUAUAGGAAUUACUUUUUUCUUAGGUAUUAACAGUUCCUUACUCCCUGAAACAUGUACACUUUAGGUGAAAACUGUGAAGCUGCUUUUUUAUUUUUAAAAGCUCCUAUAGUUCAACUGCUGAACUUCACAGUUACUGGAAUUAUGUCCUCUAAGACCAAGAUCUAAGUUCGAGGAGCUUUCCCCCUAUUUUAGAUAAGAAGUUUAAUGAAAUUCUGCUUAAAAUUGGGUUUUACUUUAAGCAUUUCUUGGGGGGAGAAGAAAUGAGUUUCAUUAUACUUGAGGGAUAAUACAUAAAAUUUCUCUUUCACUUAAAAACUCACAGAGGUUAGCCUGAGAGAUAUUUCUAAGUGUUCUGCAUUUUAGUUUUGCUGCUAAUUAAGUUUUUAUGUAUUUCAUUAUCAGGGUUUAAAUAGAACAACUUAUUUUGGGGAAAAUGUGCAAUAACCUGAGGUUAUGAUUAUACUGACAAAAACAAGGAAAAUAAUAUAAAAAUCUUUUUCAAAAGGAAUUCAAUUUUUUUUUCCUGAACAAAAUCUAUCUUGAAGAGAAUUCUUUAAAAAACAGUACAACCUUAAGGUGUGUAAAUCUAUUUUUUGUUCUAGGUAAAUUAGUUCUUUUUUUUUUUUUUAGGUCAGUUUUUAAAAAUUUAAAACCUACAACAAAUACUGUAUGUACAUAGAGAGCAUAUACACUACUUAUUUUUUAUAUUUUGUACUACAUUUUUGUGUUGUUGAUCUGUUUCUUUUCCUGAUAUGUAAACAAAACUCAUGUUAGCACCAGUUCAUUUUUAAAGAGAGGUGUCACAGGCUACCCUCAUAGUGUUAAGAGACAGAGAAAGGUGAGUACUAAAUUUUGGUAGUAGGUCAUGUGCACGAAGUAAGCCAGGUUGCUAAAAGCUAUCUUAAUUUUUUUUUUUUAAGUUGCUGCCUCCACCUCAUUGCUUUAAGUUCCCAUCUCUGUAAUUUUGGCUUUUUUUGCAACCUAUGGUAUUAAACAAAAGUAAUAACAAUUUUAAAGCCAAAGAUUGAUCAGUUUAAUUGAUGGUUGGGGGGAAAAGAUAGGCAUAAGAGAUUGUUUGUCAUAUCCAUCAUUCUGUUAUUUACUUUUCUUUAAUUAGUAGACAGUUCUAAGUAUUUAUGUUAUUUGAACUUGCUGCUGUUCCUCAAAGCUUCACUGUGAGGGGAAGCUGCUGGAGUUAACUCUUGCUGAUUGACCCUGGUGCCUUGCAGCAGAGAAAACACCAAAGUCUCAUGCUGGGUUGUGAAUCAGUCCUUAGAGUGGGAAGGAAAAAGAGAAAUCAACCAUUUCUGUUCCCUCUCUUCCCCCAGGGCAGCACCUUUGCUUGCCUUCAUUUUUACAAAGGUAGCAAACCAAAUUAAACAAAAUAGUGAUUUACCCAUUUAAAAAUAUUUGUUCUAAUGUCUAGAUUAAAGGCUACAGAAAUGUUUUGUUGUUGUUGUUUGUUUCCUGUUCUAAGCAAUGAUGAGCACUUUAUUUUUGUGGUAUAUUUUCCCCUAUUGCUAUAGAACCUUUAUGAAUUGUUUGGCUAAUAGAAAAGUCUCUGUGAAUUUUGCAGAUUUUCUUGACAGUGUUCUGCAGACUGCAAUGCAAUAGAAUAUUUAAAGACACUAUGUGAUCUGAUUAAAUUAUAUGUAUAUAUAUGUGUGUGUGUAUAUGUAAUACAUGUAAUAUAUAUAUAUACAUAUACAUAUACAUAUAUAUGUAUAGUGUGGUUUGUUGUUUGUGGUUUUUUUUUUUUUUACCAUGACUGAAUCAGUUGUUUUAUUUCUUAAAAUGAGAAAUGUAUGCCAAAAUAAUUAGUUGAUGUGUUUUUAUUUAUCAUUGAAAUAAAUAUUUGGGGAAAAAAUUCUAAACUUUUUUUUCCCUUGUGAUUCUUUUGAACCUCUACAAAUGAUUUCUUCUUGAUCUCUGCUGACUUAUAGAUAAUAAGAGAUGAAAGGGAUCUCUCAUUUGGUCUAACCCAUCCAUACCUGCUUCUUUUAAUAUAAAUCUCAUAGGUCUAGUUUCAUGAGAAUUGUUCUUUUAAGAAAAAAAGCUACUGUCUUCUACAUUUAAACUGGAUGUAAAUUGAAAUCUGUGAAUAGCAUUCUGUAUCCAGGUGAUGAAAUACCCUAUAGUGUCAAUAAAUACAAAGAUCAGUAAGUUGGUAA
Messenger RNA from Antechinus flavipes (yellow-footed antechinus), 5233 nucleotides. RefSeq names its product salt inducible kinase 1 (gene SIK1). The record is from RefSeq and is a predicted model, not a curated record. Gene Ontology annotation, biological process: intracellular signal transduction; protein phosphorylation; microtubule cytoskeleton organization. Gene Ontology annotation, cellular component: cytoplasm. The transcript is spliced from 14 exons. Gene Ontology annotation, molecular function: protein serine/threonine kinase activity; ATP binding; tau-protein kinase activity. Lineage: Eukaryota; Metazoa; Chordata; Mammalia; Dasyuromorphia; Dasyuridae. Bases 166 to 2526 code for a protein of 786 amino acids.